CGCUGACGUUUUGAAUAGCAUAGUUUGAUUAGUUAUCACAGCGCUUUAACACACCAAACAACCAAAAAUGUUUAAAUAUAUCCUACUUGUGGCACUUAUUGCCUUCGCUGCCGCCGAUAGUGACGAUGUUCACGCAGAGGUUAAAGCCCUCACCUCAGAGGUACGUCACGACGGUUUCGAUUACGCUUUAGAGACCAGUAACAGUAUCUCUGCUAAAUCUGCUGGUGAUGAGCAUGGUAAUGUUCAUGGUGAAUUCGGCUGGGUUGAUCCUCAUGGUGAGCACGUUCAUGUUUCAUAUGUGGCCGAUGAGCACGGUUACCAACCAAGCAGCGAGUGGAUCCCAACCCCACCACCAAUUCCUGCUGCUAUUGUUAAAGCUAUUGAAUGGAUCAACGCUCACCCAUCCAAGGAAGAUCAUCAUUAAAUUUAACUUUACACUGAGCAAUAAAGAAUUAGCAUUUUUAAAAAAGAACA
Messenger RNA from Teleopsis dalmanni, 474 nucleotides. RefSeq names its product larval cuticle protein 2-like. The coding region runs from base 68 to 424 and encodes 118 amino acids. Gene Ontology annotation, molecular function: structural constituent of chitin-based larval cuticle. NCBI's taxonomy places the organism in Eukaryota, Metazoa, Arthropoda, Insecta, Diptera, Diopsidae. The record is from RefSeq and is a predicted model, not a curated record. The transcript is spliced from 2 exons. Gene Ontology annotation, cellular component: chitin-based extracellular matrix.